Messenger RNA from Cercopithifilaria johnstoni, 204 nucleotides. NCBI's taxonomy places the organism in Eukaryota, Metazoa, Nematoda, Chromadorea, Rhabditida, Onchocercidae. The record is from the annotation of a GenBank genome assembly.
AUGACUCAAACAAUUAUCAAAUUACGUCGUCAUCAUCAUUAUCAGCAGCAACAACUACUACUACAACAGCAGCAGCAGCAGCAGGAGCAGCAGCAGCAUGAUGCAAUCAUGACGGCGUACGAAGCGCAGUUGACCAGUGAGAGCGGUUCAUCCAAGCGAACUCUCGAGUCCGAAACAAUGCAUAAUUGUGAUUUCAGGACUUAA